Molecule: messenger RNA, 903 nt
Organism: Aspergillus japonicus CBS 114.51
Lineage: Eukaryota; Fungi; Ascomycota; Eurotiomycetes; Eurotiales; Aspergillaceae
Product: DODA-type extradiol aromatic ring-opening family dioxygenase
Exons: 4
Coding region: 19-903 (294 amino acids)
Molecular function (GO): oxidoreductase activity, acting on single donors with incorporation of molecular oxygen; ferrous iron binding; zinc ion binding
Source: RefSeq, a predicted model, not a curated record
AUCAACUUGAGAAUUAAGAUGCCAGACCACACCCGUCUCCCAACCUAUUUCAUCGGCCACGGCGGCGUCUCCAUCCUCUUCAAACCCGGUUACGGCCCCGUCCAAGACGAACUCCGCCAAAUCGGCCGGGAGAUUCACGGCCUCCGUCCCGAAGCCAUCGUUGUAGUCAGCGGACACCACCAGAGCGAAAACCCCGGGGUGGUAGAAGUCAACCUCAAGGAACCCACGAAGGUCUGGCACGACCUCGGCCCCAGCUGGAAGAAUACUUACCCGCACGUCUUCGAGUACGAGUACCCGCACCAAUCAUCGCGCGCGCUAGGUGAGCAGGUCUUGCAGCACCUGGAGGAUCAUGGGAUUCGUGCCGAGGGGGUGGAGAGGGAUUUGGAUCAUGGAAUUUGGGUCCCCUUCAAGCUCAUGUUCCCCGAAGGCAGUCCCGAGGAAUUGAUCAACGUGCCCAUUCUCCAAGUCUCUUCGUUUGCAGGGGAUGAUUACGGGGCGCAUGUAGAGUUAGGACGGGCAUUGGCGAGCCUCCCCGGUCGCAUCCUCAUCGUCGGUUCCGGGAUGCUAUGUCACAACCUCAGAGCCACCCGCGAGAGCACCGACCUGACUGUCGUCAAGGGGAUUGAGACAGCGGCACUGCAGAUUCUAGAGACAACUCCCCAGACGACACAAGGUUUGACAGAGGCAUUCCUGCAGUUGCCGAGGCGGCCCGAUUGGCCGCUCGCACAUCCGACGGUGGAGCAUGUCUUGCCGUUGUAUGUGACUUUGGGAGCGGCAGAGGAGAUUGAGUCUGUAAAAGGGAAGGAGGGACUUGAGGAAGGAGAGGUGGAAACGUGGAAUCGCAAUCAGUAUAUUGUCGGUCAGUCGUAUUUGUCUUUCCGGCUGGGGCGGGCUUCGACUUAG